Messenger RNA from Trichoderma breve, 210 nucleotides. Its product is annotated as ribosomal protein s28e domain-containing protein. The coding region runs from base 1 to 210 and encodes 69 amino acids. The record is from RefSeq and is a predicted model, not a curated record. Lineage: Eukaryota; Fungi; Ascomycota; Sordariomycetes; Hypocreales; Hypocreaceae. Gene Ontology annotation, cellular component: cytosolic small ribosomal subunit; ribosome. Gene Ontology annotation, biological process: ribosomal small subunit assembly; translation; maturation of SSU-rRNA. The transcript is spliced from 3 exons. Gene Ontology annotation, molecular function: structural constituent of ribosome.
AUGGAAUCCUCCAGCAAGGCCCCCGUCAAGCUCGUCAAGGUGACCCGAGUUCUCGGCCGUACCGGCUCUCGUGGUGGUGUCACCCAGGUCCGUGUCGAGUUCAUGGACGACCAGACCCGUUCCAUCAUCCGAAACGUCAAGGGACCCGUCCGUGAGGACGACAUCCUUUGCCUGCUCGAGUCCGAACGUGAGGCCAGACGUCUGCGAUAA